This is a messenger RNA of Boleophthalmus pectinirostris (great blue-spotted mudskipper), 1648 nucleotides long. RefSeq names its product periphilin-1-like. Gene Ontology annotation, cellular component: nucleoplasm. Bases 236 to 1258 code for a protein of 340 amino acids. Gene Ontology annotation, biological process: protein localization to heterochromatin; negative regulation of gene expression, epigenetic; negative regulation of DNA-templated transcription. NCBI's taxonomy places the organism in Eukaryota, Metazoa, Chordata, Actinopteri, Gobiiformes, Gobiidae. The record is from RefSeq and is a predicted model, not a curated record. The transcript has 10 exons.
UUCUUUUUAUUCGCCCUUUCACCGAAGUAGACCCCAAACAGGAAGUGUUUUCAGCAAUGCUAAAAGCAUCAGCGUGCUAUUAAUGUUUGCCUUUUUAUCUGUAAAUAAAGUAAUGCCAAUGGAAAAAUCAGACUUUUCUGGAGCAUUAAGAGAAAGUCCGACGGUACAGUGCGUGGUUUAUUCUUUCUAAAACUUGUUUUAGUAGAGGCGUCUGGAGCUGAACUGUCCUCAAAUCAUGUUUCAGCGUGGUCGUAAAAAUUUUAGAGAGGCGUAUGAUAACCACUUUAUGAGCGGUCCGAGAAAUGGCAGGGAGGUGACAUUUCACAGAGUUGUUAAUGUUGUUGAGAGAAGAAACCCUAUGCAAAUGAUGGGAGGAGACUUUGACAGAAGAGGACUUGAUGGGCCAUUGUACAAUGAGCCCAUGCCCUACCAGGAUCCUAGAGAAUGUCAAGGCAGCAACAAUUACCCACAAAAUGACGCACAAUUCUUUGAAAAUGAAGACCACAGAUUUGGAAAUUUUCACAGAAAUGCUCCUCCUCCUAGAAAUGAAGGACACUACAAUCACAACAGAGAUGACCUCAGGCAUCAUUUAGACUCAAGAAACAAUGGCAGAGGAGGGAAUUUCUUCCGUAACAGAGGUCGAGAUCCUGCAAGAGAGGACAUUGACUACCGACGUAGAGAGCAAUUUACAUUUGUUCGAGAUCGCUCCCCUGUCAGACGAGGAAACCAUUCUUCCAACUCUGCGUCAAGGCCCUCUGAGAAGAGCUCUAGUCAGCAAAAACCAAAACCCACUGCCUCUGCAAGUCCACCUCAUGGCAGCCCUGAAGAGGAUCUUCCACAGACCCCGACAACCUCAAAGGGUGACCUCAGCUCUAACCUUCGACCUGUGGCCUUCCAGGAAAGCCCUCCUGCGUCUGUAGCCGAGCCAGAGGAGGAGGUGGAGGCUGCCAGCGUGGAGCCAGAGCCGACACCAGAGCAAGACUUAAAGGCCCGCCGGGUGGAGGCCAUUAAGGCAAAAGCUUUGGAAAUUGAGAAGGAUUACAGGCAGGACUGUGAGACAUUCCGCACUGUGGUGAAGAUGCUGGUGGACAAGGAGCCCAGUUUGGAUUAUCUGCUGCAGGCUCCACUGGAGAAGAACCUGGAGGAGAUCAAAGAGCGCUGCCUGGACUCACUAAAACAGUUUAUUAAAGAACUGGACGAAGCCAUAGAGCAGCCCAGCAAUAUACUGACCAAUACUGACCAACCCACAGAGGGCUAGGCCUGAAGGAGAGACUAUUUGUGCUGUGUUUUUAAACUCUAUAUAUGUUUUAACUAAAUUCUCAAACUGUGUAAAUCAAACUGUGAGAAAGAAUGAUUGUGUAAUAGAUUUCAAAGAACCAUGACAGUGUUAUAACUAUGACUUACUGCUGCCUAUGGAAUGGUUUAAAAUCAGUUCAUCCAUGUACUUAUUUUUGUGUAAAAAUACAUUAUUGGUGUUGAUGACUGGUGCGCCAUUUGAUGUUUACAAAUGUAUUGUAGUUUGAUAUAUACAGUAUAUAGAAUUUUUAUUACAAGUAUCAGUCUUUAUAUUCCAGUUUUUACAUUUAUACAGAUUACAUUGCUUUGCUUAUUAUACAUUGUGGCCCAUAAAUAAACCAUUCAAGCCCUC